CAAAGUAAAUUUCAGUAGUCGUUGCAUUAUCUUACGAGAUACAAACCGGUGUUUUAAAAGUUUAUUAAAAAAGAUCUUACGUGUAAAUAAUAAUUGAAAUAAUUAUUUUCCAAUUUAUAAUUGCACACUUAAUUAUUUAAAAUGGUUGUCAGACAGUAUCAGGAGGAACUUAAGUACUUAGAAAAAAUAAAUCAAUGGUCUUGGAGAAUUAAAAAAGGUUUCCAACCUAAUAUGAAGGUCGAAGGAAUAUUUUAUGUUAACAAUACGUUAGAACGUUUAAUGUUCGACGAAUUAAAAAAUGCAUGCAGGCCAGGUGCAGUUGGAGGUUUUCUUCCAGGUAUGAAACAGAUUGCUAACGUAGCUGCUUUACCUGGAAUUGUUGGAAGAUCAGUUGGGUUACCCGAUGUUCAUUCUGGAUAUGGUUUUGCUAUUGGAAAUAUGGCAGCGUUUGAUUUAAAUGAUCCAAAGUCAAUAGUAUCACCAGGUGGAGUAGGAUUUGAUAUUAAUUGUGGUGUACGUUUGUUAAGAACAAAUUUGUUUCAAGAAGACGUUCUACCUAUUAAGGAACAACUUGCGCAAAGUAUGUUUGAUCAUAUUCCGGUAGGAGUCGGAUCUAAAGGGAUUAUACCAAUGAAUGCUAAAGAUUUAGAAGAGGCAUUGGAGAUGGGUAUGGAUUGGUCUUUGAGAGAAGGCUACAUUUGGGCAGAGGAUAAAGAACAUUGCGAAGAAUAUGGUAGAAUGUUAAAUGCUGAUCCUUCGAAAGUGUCAAUGAGAGCAAAGAAACGUGGUCUUCCUCAGUUAGGUACAUUAGGUGCGGGUAAUCAUUAUGCUGAGAUUCAAGUCGUAGAUGAAAUUUAUGAUAAAUGGGCUGCAUGUAAGAUGGGUAUAGAACAAAAGGGCCAAAUCUGUGUGAUGAUUCAUUCAGGAAGCAGAGGUUUUGGACAUCAAGUUGCUACAGAUGCACUCGUGCAAAUGGAGAAAGCUAUGAAAAGGGAUAAUAUCGAGACAAAUGAUAGACAAUUAGCUUGCGCUCAUAUUAAAUCUCAGGAGGGCCAAGAUUAUUUAAAAGCAAUGUCGGCUGCUGCUAAUUUUGCAUGGGUCAAUCGAAGUUCUAUGACAUUUCUUACUCGACAGGCAUUUGCAAAACAAUUUAAUCUUUCUCCAGAUGACUUGGACAUGCAUGUUAUUUACGAUGUAUCGCAUAACGUAGCUAAAAUUGAAGAACAUUUGGUCGACGGCAAACCGAAAACCCUUUUAGUUCAUAGGAAGGGAUCAACCAGGGCUUUUCCACCUCAUCAUCCAUUAAUUCCUGUAGAUUAUCAGUUAACAGGUCAGCCGGUUUUAAUCGGCGGUACUAUGGGAACAUGCAGUUAUGUUCUUACCGGAACUGAACAAGGAAUGCAAGAAACAUUUGGAUCUACGUGCCAUGGAGCUGGUCGUGCCUUGUCUAGGGCCAAAUCACGAAGAAAUUUAGAUUACAAAGAUGUUCUAAAUAAAUUAGAAAGUUUAGGUAUAUCCAUUAGAGUUGCCUCACCAAAAUUAGUUAUGGAAGAGGCUCCUGAAUCUUAUAAAAAUGUAACGGAUGUUGUGAACACGUGCCAUUCUGCUGGUAUCUCGAAAAAGUGUAUUAAACUGAGGCCAAUAGCAGUUAUUAAAGGAUAAUUUCUAUAAAAUGUGUUUGAAUGAACUGCUUUUGUAUUUAAUGUAAGUUACAUAUGCUAUGGAAUUCUCCGCUAGACGGUCAACCAACUAUCGAUGAUAUUAAAAAACUUGUAUAAGAAUUUAUUUAAAUAAUUUAAAUUAAAUUAAAAUUAUUUUA
Molecule: messenger RNA, 1819 nt
Organism: Polistes canadensis
Lineage: Eukaryota; Metazoa; Arthropoda; Insecta; Hymenoptera; Vespidae
Gene: RtcB
Product: tRNA-splicing ligase RtcB homolog
Exons: 11
Coding region: 142-1662 (506 amino acids)
Biological process (GO): tRNA splicing, via endonucleolytic cleavage and ligation
Cellular component (GO): nucleus; tRNA-splicing ligase complex
Molecular function (GO): RNA ligase (ATP) activity
Source: RefSeq, a predicted model, not a curated record